ACGAUACAAACUCUAUAGGUUUUCCAUUGAAUCGUUUUCAAUAAUGGAAACCUUAAACAUCGAUGCAACACGAUCUAGUAAUCGUAAUGUUCAUUUCAACUCACUUGCAGAUAACUCCAGUUUGAAAAUGGGCAAAUAUACAGAAAGGACAGAGAAAUGGCGCUACGUGGUAGCUUUAGGAAAGUUUGUUGUUCAUUUGAUCUAUCCUGGAAUGACGAAAGCUAUGUCUGUUCUUAUUCCGUCUAUGGUCUUCCAGUUACAGUUAGACUACACAAGGGUAGGAUUCCUAGUGGCCAUGCAAUUCGGCGUCCUCUAUCUUACCUGUCCGCUGAGCAAUUAUUUGUCAACAAAGUUUGGCCAUCGUCGUGUGUCGUCAGUGGGUGGUUUCUUGUCAGGUGUAUCAUUGAUGGGGGCCUUCUUCAGUCGCUCAGCGUUGUCACUCGGAUGCUCAUUCUUCUUUACAGGUUUAUUCUCGUCACCACUACGUCAGAGCUCAACUGUGAUCCUUCGUGAACACUUCAAGGAAAACUAUGGCAUGGUCCUUACCUUGACACAAAUGGGUGCUCAAGCUGGAGGUAUCAUUUUACCUUACAUAACUGUACAAUGUUUGAACGCAUACGGAAUGAGGGGGGCCUUUCUCUGUCUCAGUGGUAUCCUGUUCUACCAAACAGCCAUUGGGGCCACAUUCAGGCCUCCUCGGCUUUCCACUGCAGAAAGAGAGAAAGGAUGUAACAAUGAAAGGACUGAUGACGAGGAUUCAUCUCUAAUAAGAAGCAGAAAAAAUAAAAUCUCUCUUCAUAACAAAGAUGGUGAACAUAAUCUCAAGGACAACGAUGGGUCAAGCUUUGUAGGGCGGCUCAAGAAGGGCUCAUGGGCCUUGAUUGUAGAAUUUUUUUCAUCCGUUUUAGCUGUGGAUUUUCUGAGGAGGGAGCGCGUCUUCACCUUUCUGUACCUCCCGUGUCAUAUAUUAAGCCAAGUUGGCUUAGCCAUUUGGAUUACCUUUUCUGUGUCUUAUGGAGUAUCAGUCGGUUCGCCUGAAAACGAAUCUGUGUAUCUACCAAUGGUGGGAUCUUUAGGAGGUUUCAUUGGUCGGCUGAUACUUAUGAUAACUCUCUACAAGCACCCACACCUUGCACCCCACAUGUUUCCAGUCAACACAGCUAUAACAUCAAUCGCACUACUGGCCUAUCCCAUCAGCUCAUCGAUAUAUCACCUUCUAUUCUGUUCAUUUUUCGCUGGAUUUGGAGUUUACGGGGCAACCUCCACAUUUGACGCGGCUGUAGCUUUGAGAUACAAGAAUCAAGACUUCCCCGUCGCCGCGUCGAUCGUUUUCUGCACGAGUGGGGUAGUGCUUCUGCUAUCUGGAACACUUGCUGGUCUCUUUUAUGAGCUCUUUGGUUCUUUCAAAACUACCUUCAUGUCGACUGGUGCCAUCCUUUCGGUAACUUGUGCGAUAUUUUCUACUUUCCUCUUCAUGGAUGCGAGAUUAAAACGACACUCAUCCAACGAAAAGAGAUAAAAGAAAUCGUUAAUGGAGCUGAUGGUUCUGAUGUUAGCUGACAACGACGACGUUUAUAAUGAUGGUAUAAUGAUCAACUCAUGAAGAUGGGCGCGUCGUGGUCUAGUGGUUCUGACAGAGGAUCGUGGGUUCAAAUCCUAGCCGUGGCGUGUUUUCCUUCAGCAAGGAAUUAAUCCAGACGGUACUGCACUCGACCAAUAUGGGGUGCAUGGGUACCUGGUAUGAUUAAUUCCUUGAAUGCAUGAGCGCUGAGAGGCUGCUCGAGCUAAAGCCGGGGUAAUAACAAUAAUAAUGAUGACAAUACGCCUCGGACUAGAUUAUUUCAAGAUAGAUGGCGCUAUGUAAAUGCCUAUUAUUAUUAUUAUUAUCAUUAUUAAGAUGGUGGUGGUGGUGGUGACGAAGGCCCUUAAUACUUAUUAAUGAUAUUACUUUUACCUGAUUGCUAAGAAAGCAUGUAUGCUUGUAGGCAAGCAACCAGAAGACCAACAGCUUAAGGUCCUCUCCGAGGGACCUGGUGAUGAGAAUUAAUGCCUUUCCAAAAGGCACUAGCGCACCAAGUGGGAAUCGAACCCGGGUCACCAACACAAAUGCACAAAUCUUAUAUAGAUUAUCAUUUUCAACAUUACGAAUCUUAUAUAUUAUUCAAAAGGAGGUUUAACCCUGGACCAAUAACAUUUCAUGUGGUAUUCAAUGAUUUCAAAGACUUAAUCAUGAAGAAAUUAUUGUUGCUGUAACUACGUAAAUUUUGUUAAAACUACAUGCUUGGUAACUAAUCAUUGUAACUACCAUGAGCAGGGUUUAACAGCAGGCUAAUAAAAAUCAAAGUAUUUACUAUCUUGGUAAAAUUCUAACAUUGGUUAUUUAUGAGACUGGUCAAUGAUUUAAUUUGCUUUAUUCUAAUCAUUUACAAAACAUAUAUUUUCUACCAUGAAAUAAAGGGUUAUAGUGCGUUAUUCCGAAAGUUUUUUCGUUUGUUAUAUACCGAACGUUAUUAUUUCGAAAUAACGAAAACGGAGAGAGAUUGGAAUACUUUAUUUUGGUAUUUCUUUUUUUUUUAAAUUCAGUUCUCGAAUUGUUGAAUAAGAAUCGCAAUUUAUCCUGGUGAAUUUUGAUCCAGAAAUUCCAAGUGGGUUGAAUCAACCUAUAUGUUGUUUUUCUUCAACUUUCUUUUUUUUUCGUUGUCUUCUUCUUCUUCUUUUCCAUCUUCUUCUCCUCCUUCUUCUUCUCCCCCUUCUCCUCGUUCGUCUUCUUCUUCCUCCUCCUCCUCCUUCUCUUUUUCGUCUUCUUUGUUUUAUGGGUGUGUUUUACAUUACCCUUUUAUCUUAAAAAAUUAUUGCAUUCAGUCUGUGAUAUAUGAGUGUACUUUUUAAUUAUGUAAAUAGUUUCACAUUUUAAUGUUACAUGUUACAGUUUCACAGACAUAGACCUUCAUAUAUUUUAUGCAUGAAAGUACUGGAGACUAGUUGGUUUAUGCACCUACACUAUUAUUCUAACCCAACGAAUCCUUGGAAUGAGAGAUCCUUCUUUCAUUUCGUAUACACAGUACAUCGGGCAGCAUUUUGUAACUAGACCUAUAGUUUGAUACUUUUUUUCUUGUUUUUAGGAAACUAAGUAAAUAUUUGAUGAUGACUGAAACUUGAUGAUAUCUCUAUCAGGUCUUAGACUGUCUAAUUUCAUAUUUUAAUUAUAAAUGUAAUUCUAUAUUUGUUAAUGACAUGAUCAUUAAAUUCAGGGCGGCUCGUUGUUUCUUUCUAUCGAUAUAUUUUCUCUUUGUCUUUCUUUGUUGCUUUUGAAUCGCAUUUGGGUACAAAAUUCGAACAGCGGUUGAUCAGAUGAGUCAGAAAUAGGUCAAACUAUUAAUAUUCGCUCGAUACAGGGAACUUCACAUGUUCCCGCGGCAGAAACGGUAUUCAACUCACACGGUCAUGAAAGUGACUUGAGCGAAGAAUGUCACUGUUCACAAAACUUUCACAAAGAUUAGCUUCAUGCGUACAUAAUAAUAUUUAGCUCCAAUAAAACUGCAGUCUUUUGCAAUGUAUCGCAAUUCAACUUCCCUUGGCUUAUUCAGUUCUCUACUACCAUCGAUUGUGCAACCUAUUUUUAUUUUUAUGUAUUUUUUGUUAUUUCUGAGCUUAUUAUACAAAGUGCUUUAUUGGUG
Lytechinus variegatus (green sea urchin) is the source of this 3677-nucleotide messenger RNA. RefSeq names its product monocarboxylate transporter 1-like. The record is from RefSeq and is a predicted model, not a curated record. NCBI's taxonomy places the organism in Eukaryota, Metazoa, Echinodermata, Echinoidea, Temnopleuroida, Toxopneustidae. Gene Ontology annotation, biological process: transmembrane transport. Gene Ontology annotation, molecular function: monocarboxylic acid transmembrane transporter activity. The transcript has 4 exons. Bases 44 to 1519 code for a protein of 491 amino acids.